This is a messenger RNA of Ostrea edulis (European flat oyster), 818 nucleotides long. RefSeq lists its product as uncharacterized. NCBI's taxonomy places the organism in Eukaryota, Metazoa, Mollusca, Bivalvia, Ostreida, Ostreidae. The coding region runs from base 88 to 705 and encodes 205 amino acids. The transcript is spliced from 3 exons. The record is from RefSeq and is a predicted model, not a curated record.
AUCAAAGAUUUUAGAUAUUUCAAUGUAGACUUCAGAAACGACAGGUUUUCGAAGCAGUUACCCCCGGCCGAUGUAAGUGUUGAGACAAUGCUGCAUCCAGCGGAUGUGGUCUUCUCCUUUCUAGCUUUUGUCAGCUUUGUGUUCCAAAUCAUUGGACUAUGUACGACAGAAUGGUGGAAUUUGUCGAACAAGUUUCCCAAUGGAACCGUUGACAGCUCGUCUUUUGGACUUUGGUGGACCCGCACGUGCAGAGAUGACGCAUGUUUUUUGUCGUCGCGAAAUCUUUCUGGCGAACAUGCCUGGUUACUUGGGGUGGCAGCCAUAGAAACAGUUUCGGUGGUGUUGUAUGCUCUGUCACUUCCGGUGGCUGUCUUGCUUAUAUACAGAGCUCUCAGAGAUCUCAAUGUCGACGUUCUCAAAAAAUUAUACGUGGUUAUCUUAAGUGGAGCAGGUGCUGUGAUUAUUGUCGGUAUUUUACUAUUUGUGAAAAAGAAGGCUGGACUGACAGAGCAGUUUGCAUUAGAAACAAAAGACGGAGUACCCAGCUGGUCGCUUGCAUUAUCCGCCUCAGGGGGCACACUUGGAAUUUUAGCGGGAAUUUCUAUGGGAAUCAGUCUCGUUUGCAAAACAAAAGAUUACGAUGAUGAGCAAUAUUCAGGAAAAUCCGUGGAGUAUUGGCAGCAGAAGUACAAGGACGUCAAUUAACUACUUGUUAUCCUUGUUUCAGUGUUGACUGUUUUAUUUAUUUAAAUCAUAGACAUGCAUUAUCAGAAUGUUUAUUUCAAUACAGAAUAAAAGAAAGAAUCUAUAUAACGCUA